Pseudogymnoascus verrucosus is the source of this 2487-nucleotide messenger RNA. RefSeq lists its product as uncharacterized. The coding region runs from base 440 to 2161 and encodes 573 amino acids. The record is from RefSeq and is a predicted model, not a curated record. The transcript has 3 exons. NCBI's taxonomy places the organism in Eukaryota, Fungi, Ascomycota, Leotiomycetes, Thelebolales, Thelebolaceae.
AAACAGCACACGUUACAUUGGAGUAUUGAUUAUUUGAGUAGCUUCUCAUCUACUUUACUAAAUCGGCAAAAUUCUGCCAUGAAAUCACCUGAAUAACGCCACUAAAGUGAAUAAAAUAUCUGCGUGAUGCUGUAGAGUUCUCCUAUUCGGUCCGUCGUUCGGUUGCUUGAGGUUUAGGUUUCCACACGCGUCGAAGGAUCACUCGGCUGUACUACGGACUCUUUUUAUGCACUGGUAGUGCUUAUUGUUCUUCAUCCCGUCAUUUGAUAUGACGCGCACUAAAUUGGUGAGUUACGAACUGUGGGAAUAGGUCGUAGGCGGGGAAUGAGCUCCACCUCCACGUUCCUACCCGCCAAGCGGAGUAUAAGAUGCUCCAAUGGCCGCCAUAUUCCAAUGCCAGUAAGACAUUGGCUCCCUUUAGCCCGUUUUCCGGUCAAUCAUGCAUCUCUCAAUAUUUGUUCAUUUUUCCUUCUUUCUAGCUGUCCUUGGGGUUCCAGAACUCACCGUUCACCCUGCCAAGGCCCCAACAGCGAAGACUAGGAAUGGAACCUACGUUGGUCUCGCAGUUCCGCAGCUAUCUCAAGACAUAUUUCAUGGUAUCCCCUUUGCGCAGGCACCACGCUUUGAACUAGCACAGUCACUAAAUUCGUCCUGGAGCGGCACCCAUGAAGCAGUCGAACCAGGUCUGACGUGCAGCGGAUAUGGCUCUAAUAACCUCCUCGGUUUGGAGGUCGGAGAAGACUGCCUGAAUCUUAAUGUUGUUCGGCCGUCAGGAACUAAGACAAAUGCAAAGUUGCCAGUGAUGGUAUGGAUCUAUGGUGGUGGAUUCCGACAGGGAAGCAUUAAUGAUCGAGAGUUCAACACAAGCUAUAUGGUCGAGACGUCUGUUCAAAUAGGAAAACCCGUGAUCAUUGUCUCUAUUAAUUACCGUCUCAGCGCCUUUGGAUUUCUUUUCAGUAAAGAAGUUCAAUCAAAGGGAGCCACGAAUCUAGGCAUUCGAGAUCAGUGGAAAGCUUUAGAGUGGAUCAAUGAGAACAUCGCGGGCUUUGGCGGAGAUCCGAAGCAGGUAACAGUUUGGGGUGAGAGUGCAGGAGCCUUCUCCAUUGGUUGGCUUACAGUUGCUUAUGGAGGACAAAAUUCCAACCUUUUCCAAAAAGCGAUUAUGGUGAGCGGAACGUCGUUUGGAGUUGGUUCCGGAUAUCCGGUUUUUGCUCAAUCAACAUACAACGCUCUCACGAAUGAUACCGGGUGUAACCAUGCCAUUGACUCACUCCAGUGUCUACGAGAACUACCAUUCGAAACCUUGAAUACAACCAUAACCAAUCUCCCGGCUAAUCUUCUUGGCUUCCAGCCAAUACUCGACGGCGACAUACUCCGCAAUUCUCCUUCUUUCGCCUACGCCCAAAACCCACCUCUUAUCGCCCCGGUGGAUAUCAUCACUGGCUGUAACACGGAUGAAGGCAUGUCUGAGGCACUAGGUGCCCAAACGCCUUUCAACACCUCGGCCGAGGUCGAAUAUUUCCUCACUGCUGGCUUAGGUGUUGAUUCUACCGUUGCCAAUGAGAUCUUGACCUUAUACCCUGAAGAUGCGCAGUAUCCGCCAUACUCCCAGCCAAUGACACUGGACUGGCCCGCGUUGACGGCGGCAUUGGGAAUCCAGUCUGGCACGCAGACGAGAAGGGUUUAUGGGAUUAUCAAUGAUUUUGCUAUGAUGUCAGGAAGGAGACUCACUGCUGCGUCAUGGACACCCCUGACGGGCAAGAAAGCAUACUCCUUCCGUUGGGACGUGGAUCCGACCAGGUUGCCGCUUGUUUACACCCCAGGGUUGGGUGUUGGUUUUGCCGAACAUGGCGCCGAGUUGAGCUUUGAGUUCCGAUUGCCAUAUGUCAGCGGCUCAGCAUAUCCACCCAUCCCAGAUGUUCCAGCUAUGAGAAACGUUAGCUACGCUAUGCAAGCACACUUCGUUGCUUUUGCAGCUACUGGGGACCCCAACGCACAUCACCUAAACUGGAUCCCGAAAUGGCCAGCCUAUGCUGGCAGCACGCAGAACUUUGUGUAUAACGCGACGUUGGACGAUACACUCAACUUGCAUGUUGAGAAGGAUGAUUUUAGGAGCGAGCAAAUCAGCUGGUUUAAUGCGCGAUGGACAUAUUUGAACUAGACCUAUAUUUUAGGAUAAUUUAGAUGUCAAUAGUGUCCGAGCGAAUCAUAUCCAUGUAGAUUUGGAUUUGCGGGAUUUAAUAAUGCGAACAUAAGGACUCUUUUGCCUAACGAAGGCGGAUGUUUUAUUUCUCACAACGGAACGCUCCCGUUGGAGGAGCACGAGUGGGACGAUCCAAUAUAACAAGCUUUCUUGGCCCUCUUUAUAAAUUCUUUGGUUUGUCUGCGUCGUUAGACAUCUGACGUGAGAUGACUUGAUUGAGUCAAAUCUCAUGUCAGCAGGUCCAGCUGAACAUUCCUCUUGCCAACAUACCAUGCGGCUGCAGG